Messenger RNA from Cryptomeria japonica (Japanese cedar), 441 nucleotides. RefSeq names its product DELLA protein 1-like. The record is from RefSeq and is a predicted model, not a curated record. Gene Ontology annotation, cellular component: nucleus. The coding region runs from base 1 to 441 and encodes 146 amino acids. The transcript has 2 exons. Lineage: Eukaryota; Viridiplantae; Streptophyta; Pinopsida; Cupressales; Cupressaceae. Gene Ontology annotation, molecular function: sequence-specific DNA binding; DNA-binding transcription factor activity. Gene Ontology annotation, biological process: regulation of DNA-templated transcription.
AUGGCGAUUCCUUUCUCCUACUGUCCAGUCAAGAUCUCAAAUAUGGAGGAGAUUCACGAACGUUUAUUCAACGUUAAAGCCGGCGAGUUCGUGGUGGUGUAUGCUCCAGUUGUUUUCGGAAGUCUGUUAUAUGAUCCUAUUCUUCUCCGAAAUACUAUUAAUGUUAUCAGGAAAUUAAGGCCCCAGAUAUUAGUGAAUUCAGAAAUAGAAGGGCAGCACAAUUCCCCCUGUUUUGCAAAUCGGUUCGUUGAGGGGCUUUUCUAUUACAGCGCUUACUUCGAUUGUUUGGAGGCUGUGCUGCGGGACAGAAAUAAUUUGAGAAGGGCCAAAUAUGAAGAAGAUGGAAAGGAACGUAGUUGCACACAUUAUCUCUGUGGGCUUGUAGGAGAAAGCACAAUCGUUAGUAACCGUGCAUGGAACCUUUUUUGUGUUUUAUCUUAA